AUGGAUGAAGAAUACUUCUAUAAGGAGAAGACUGAACUAGCUCCUGAUGCUCAAAGAGACGCUGACCACGUUUGCGACAACUUGCGUAUGAAAUUUAUCGAAGACUGGGCACUAAACAAGAACUUAGACACCUAUAAAACUGAUGCUGAAAGAGAUUGGGCUUAUAUCGUCAAAAGAGAAUACAGAUUUGCCGUAGUUUUAAGGUCCUUUUUUGAUGGCAUGUUUGUAGGGAAUCUCCUUCAACUUGCAGUCAGCUUCAACCGCAAAAGACUUGUUUUUUAUCCUUUGUUUUUGACUUGGCCUGUAGUUUAUUAUUGGCAAAUUGGGAAGAGGUUUAAUCAGCACAACACAAAUAAAAUAGCGACAUUUGGAAAAAAGGCUUUUAACCCCCAGAGACCACUGGUGCUGACGACGAAGGCAUAGUUGGUACUGAUAUUAGCUAGGGAGUUUAUCCCUAGCUAGAACUCUAGUCACUCAAGCAGCAGUCGUCAAGUCCCAAGCCUGCAUACUUCAAGGUUCCAAGACAGCAUUAAGAGCCAGGCCGAAAGCCGGAGGAGGGCUAUCUCUGGUGGAAAUGCUGACAUACCAGGGAGGUUCGCUAGCAGUUGAAUGAGUCUUCUACAAAGACUCGUCUCGGGUGAGACGUAAAAGGAGGAAGAUCCUAAUCUUUAAUUAAUGUUAAUGGUUUAAUCAGCACAACAGGCGCUUUUUUGAAAUGCUCAAUGUUGGGACAGAGUUUGAGCUUGGAGCUGAAAGAAAUCGAGUUUUAGAAGAGUGCAAUCGUAUUGCCCGCAGGGCAGACUUUUAA
This is a messenger RNA of Blepharisma stoltei, 808 nucleotides long. The record is from the annotation of a GenBank genome assembly. NCBI's taxonomy places the organism in Eukaryota, Ciliophora, Heterotrichea, Heterotrichida, Blepharismidae.